ACGGAACGCGGACAGACGAGCAUAUUCGACUGAAACUGUCCUCUGGCAGAAAGACAAAUCCGCCUUAUCAUACUGUGCAACUUUUGUCUAUUUCUAUUCCCCUUCUAGCAACUCUUGUUUUCCGUAGUCAAGGUGAACACGUGGAUGAGAGUACUGAGAGCCUGCAGCCUGGAGAGAGAUGGAAACUGACUCACUGCCACUCCUUCCCCCGUCCCUUGAUUCUCCCCUCACUCUCUGCCAGGCUGUCUCCUCACUGCCAUUCACACACCAGCCAUCCCCUCCUCUCGCUACCUCGUUCCCCCUCUCCCCCCUGUCACCAUCUCACUCGGUCCCCCCCUCCCCCAGCGCCUUCCCCUUUUCAGCCCCAGAUUCUGCCUCUCAGUCAAACCCUCUCUCCCCUCCUCACCCCCCCAGGUCACCUGCCCCCCUCUCUCAGGUGUACGACUCUCACUGCCUCAGCCUUAUUGCCCCCUCAGACCAAGAUGACCUGACCUGCCUCAGCUGGUUACACCAAAGGGGCGACUUGCUCCCACUGCAGCCUCUGCCCAAAACGGCACCGUUGCCCCAGCUCAUGCAGCAGGAGUCCUUGCCUGCCCAGCAUCUUCCUCCCUCUCCCUCCAAGCCCCCCUACUCCUUCAGCAGCCUAAUCUUCAUGGCCAUCGAGGAUUCCAUGGACAAGAGGCUGCCCGUGAAGGGAAUCUACGAGUGGAUAGUCAAGAGCUUCCCCUACUACAGAGCGGCCCCUGGUGGCUGGAGGAACUCGGUGCGACACAACCUGUCCCUGAAUAAGAGCUUCCGCCGAAUACACAGGGAAAAGGGUCAGUCUGUGGGCAAGGGAUCACUGUGGUAUGUGUGCCCAGAGUACAGACCUGCUCUUUUGGAGGUGCUGAGAAAAAGCCACUAUUGCCACAAGACUAACAACAACUUGUACAACAAACCUUUGUUGCUGGAGGGAGGAGAUCUGGGAGCAGCCAUGGCGUGUGAUACUAUGGAAAUCUCAGACUCCCUUUCCCAAACCCUCCUCCUCUCCUCACCCUCCCCCCCAAUCCCAACCUUGGCUUGCGAGCACCCCAACCUGUCUUCUGACCCCCCGUGCCCCCUGACCCCUGACCACGAGGAGCUGGUUGCCAUGGAGGCGGUAGAGCUCCAGGAAGAGAUAGCCGAGGAGGUGGAGAAGGACCCGUUAGCCGACAGCGGCUACAUCGAGUUCCACUGCUACCAGUACCACCAGUACCAGUACCUGGUUCUGCCGGGCGAGACGGAGCUGGACCUGGAGACUGUGGAGAUCCUUCAGCUGGAUGCGGAGGCUCAGGAAGCAGCCGGGUCUCUGUUGGACCUGGCAGGGGGUGGGCAUUAACCUCCCCGGCAGGGACUGUGAGAGUUACAGCAGACUGACAUACGCGAAGAAAGACUGACAACAUGUCACCAGACUGAUACCAAAACUGCCUGAAACAGUCAGAUUUCACAUGCUGACAGAGUGAUAUAGUGAAAGUACUUAACACCACACAGCCAGACGCACUUUUUAAACAUGAGACCACACAAGCACUGACAAAUCAUGCGCGCCGAACAGCUGUUUUUGAGAAAUCACAUUUUUCUAGUGCAAAUAUGAGAAACGCAAAUAUGAAACAGAAAACUGACUUUGCAAAGUAAUGAGACUUAUGCGCAAGUGAACAUUGUUUCAUGUGACAGUGACUGUAUUAAGUAAAUGAUUGAGAAAUCAACUGCCAGUAAAAUCUACACUGUGAUUCAGGGGACAGAAACUUUUAAAGUUUAAUGUUCAAAUCCUUAGUGUGUGAUUAACAUAAAUGUGAAAUAUUUUAAUUUUGUAGUAGUUCAUUCUUUCAAAAUAAGUAAGUUGAUUUUUUUCUUUUUUUCUAGAUUUCUGUUAUUGCUCACAAUAUAUCUGCCAGAAAUGAUUUUGUAUGUUGGCUAUCUUGAUGGAAAAAGAAAAGUUUUAAUCUUUUUUUCUGCUUUCUUUCCCCGUAGACAAUAAAGAGUCCUUGUUAUUCUUGCAA
Conger conger (European conger) is the source of this 2015-nucleotide messenger RNA. Its product is annotated as forkhead box protein N2. The record is from RefSeq and is a predicted model, not a curated record. Gene Ontology annotation, cellular component: nucleus. NCBI's taxonomy places the organism in Eukaryota, Metazoa, Chordata, Actinopteri, Anguilliformes, Congridae. Bases 179 to 1357 code for a protein of 392 amino acids. Gene Ontology annotation, biological process: regulation of DNA-templated transcription. Gene Ontology annotation, molecular function: DNA-binding transcription factor activity; cis-regulatory region sequence-specific DNA binding. The transcript has 5 exons.